Aspergillus chevalieri is the source of this 2274-nucleotide messenger RNA. Its product is annotated as transcription factor domain-containing protein. Lineage: Eukaryota; Fungi; Ascomycota; Eurotiomycetes; Eurotiales; Aspergillaceae. The record is from RefSeq and is a predicted model, not a curated record. The transcript is spliced from 3 exons. Bases 1 to 2274 code for a protein of 757 amino acids. Gene Ontology annotation, biological process: DNA-templated transcription. Gene Ontology annotation, molecular function: zinc ion binding; DNA binding.
AUGAAAAGGGCUCGGUUGGAGGGCCGUGGUGACUCCUUGACUGUUGAAAGUGUGUCAGCUGUGUCGUUGGGGAGUCGGGCUAAGGGUUUUGUGGAGAUGGGGGGUUCGACGUCAACGUCUAACGAACGUCUUAAAUUGGGUGAAUCUAGAAAUAAUAAGGACAACGAUAACGAUGACAGUGAUAAUGGAAUGAGCGAUGACCCACAAACUACCGGCAACAGUGCCGAGCGGCUGGGUCAUUCAAGUUCUACCAUGUCCCUAGUUGACGGGGUAUUCCGCCUCUACAAAGAGACCACUCCAGAAAUUAUGGCGACGGAUGCAAUACCAGGAGGCCAGCGUAGUCACCAUGCUGUGAAUGACAGCAUGGCCAGGACACUGCCCCGGAUGAGACGGCCAUUGGCAUCAACGUCCGGCGUGGCUGGAUUGACCUCACUGUUUCCUAAGUACGAAGCCGCUGCUCUACUUGUGGACACCUACUUCGACUGCGUACACUGGUUCAUGCUUCUAUUUCACCAAGACGAGUUUCGGCAGAGAUGGCAGCUACUGUACAAACAGGCGCGAAGUAACCACCAUUCUACCGCAGAGAACCUGGGGUUCAUCAGCACAUUCCUUAUGGUCAUCGCGAUUGGCCUUCAAUACACUGGCGUAAAUCGCAAGCGUCUUCUGGCUACUUAUCAGGUUGACUGCGAUGCACUGCAAACUCACAUCUUCGCCGCCAUCCGAGAGCGACUGCUGGAUAUCAUGGCUCUUGGGACACUGGAGGCAGCGCAGACCUGCGUUCUAUUGGGGACAUACUAUCUAUUCCAUGGCGAUCCUGGACUCGCAUGGCCCGUCUGCGGUUGUGCCCUUCGCAUCGCGCAAGCAUUGCAUCUACAUCGAAAGCAGCAGCCUCUGAGUACGGAUAGCGAACGACCAUCAAUGACAUGGAGAAACGAGAGCGAAGCCCGGAAGCGAUGCUGGUGGGCUAUAUACGAGAUCGAAACCUUCUGCUCCAUGUCCUAUGGGUAUCCACAUUCUAUCAACGAUGCUGAUUGUGAUGCAGAGCCGCUGGAUCCGUCUGCUAAACUGCCAGCUGCACAGUCACCGGCGUCUUUUAAUGAGCCGCUUCAGUGCGAGACGACCUUGCUGACUUAUAAAUAUCUCAUGUCAAAGCUUUCAGUUAUUACCAAUGAGAUUUUGAGUCAGUUGUACUGUGUUGGAUCGGCAUCGGCGAAUAAUCUCGCUGUUAAACCGAGAUUGUCAUCUCAGCAUCUGGUGCGGAAGGUUGUUUCUAUCAGCCGAAAAUUGGAAGCUUGGAAGGCAGAGAUUCCGCCAUUAUUACGGGAUUGCUGGACGUCAUCAUCAGAAACACCUGGCUAUGCUUCUCGCGAAGAAUUCGACUUGGACAUAGGCGCCUCCGGUCCCGUAUUUGAGAGCCAUAUCUUCCAGCUCCAGGCACUGACACUCCAGUUAGCCUACGAGAAUGCACGUAUUAUUGUUAACAGACCCUUACUCUCUUUCCGACUGGUGACCCGCUCGAAUACGACAGCAGAUGAACCACAUUCGGACCAUUCCAACGACCCAUUCACACAAUCAAUGCAAGCAUGCCGUGACGCCGCCAUCAACAUCUCAAAAGCCUCCUCAAUCCCCAUAAUGGAUCUCGUCGCAGAUACAUACGCCGCUGCAUUCGUCGGGAUCCACACCUUCACUGCCGGUCUCACGUUGUGUAUACUGAACAGCAUCGACCCGUUGAGUUCGCAGUCGCACGAGGCUAAAGUCGGAUUGCAGAGGUUGAUGGUUAUUCAGACUAAGUUGAAGGAACGGUCACCGUUGCCUGGACAGGGGUUGGAGAUUCUGCAGCGCUUGGCGAAGCAUGUUUUGGAGAAGGAGUUGGGCGCGAUGCUUGCUGUGCCUGGUGUCGAGCCCGUGAGGACUUCAGACGUUGGGCGGACUGGUCAUCAUGAGUAUCGUCGUGCUACGGCAGAUGGAGGUAUUCGCCCACAACAACUCGAAUCAUUGCCCAGUAUCAACCCCUACUUACCAGCAAUGGCUGCUCCUGAAGAGACUUCCCCACCCGGAACAAACGAUACUACAGCCUUCCAGUACAUCCCCGAUACAGCCCUAUCACAAGCCAUAGCCGAAUUCGAAAAAGCAAUGCUCCCCUCAUCCCCGAUUCAUAUUUCCCAAGCGGAACAGGGCUCCGAUAGUCUCGCCUGGCCAUUGGGAGACGAUGUGUUUCCGUCGUUGGAACAAGCGUGGAUAUGGGGAUUGAAUAGUUUUACGCUUCCGGAGUAA